This is a messenger RNA of Aspergillus tubingensis, 1362 nucleotides long. RefSeq names its product GPI-anchored beta-1,3-endoglucanase EglC (gene bgt2). The record is from RefSeq and is a predicted model, not a curated record. NCBI's taxonomy places the organism in Eukaryota, Fungi, Ascomycota, Eurotiomycetes, Eurotiales, Aspergillaceae. The transcript is spliced from 2 exons. The coding region runs from base 1 to 1362 and encodes 453 amino acids. Gene Ontology annotation, biological process: carbohydrate metabolic process; cell wall organization. Gene Ontology annotation, molecular function: glucan endo-1,3-beta-D-glucosidase activity; 1,3-beta-glucanosyltransferase activity. Gene Ontology annotation, cellular component: fungal-type cell wall; cell surface; extracellular region.
AUGCUCUCCAAGAUGCAGCUCGCCCAGCUGGCCGCUUUCGCCAUGACCCUGGCCACCUCCGAGGCCGCCUACCAGGGUUUCAACUACGGCAACAAGUUCUCCGAUGAGAGCUCCAAGUUCCAGGCCGACUUCGAGGCCGAGUUCAAGGCCGCCAAGAACCUCAAGACCACCUCCGGCUUCACCUCUGCCCGUCUCUACACCAUGAUCCAAGCCUACUCCACCAGCGAUGUCAUCGAGGCCAUCCCCGCCGCCAUUGCCCAGGAUACUUCCCUUCUGCUCGGCCUCUGGGCCUCCGGUGGUGGCAUGGACAACGAAAUCACCGCCCUGAAGACCGCCAUCUCCCAGUACGGUGAGGAGCUUGGCAAGCUCGUCGUCGGUAUCUCCGUCGGCAGUGAGGAUCUCUACCGUAACUCCGUCGAGGGUGUCGAGGCCGAUGCCGGUGUCGGUGUCAACCCCGACGAGCUUGUCGCCUACAUCAAGGAGGUCCGCUCCGUCAUCUCCGGUACCGCCCUCGCCGACGUCUCCAUCGGUCACGUCGACACCUGGGACUCCUGGACCAACAGCUCCAACUCUGCCGUCGUCGAGGCCGUCGACUGGCUGGGCUUUGACGGCUACCCCUUCUUCCAGAGCAGCAUGGCCAACUCCAUCGACAACGCCAAGUCCCUCUUCGAGGAGUCCGUCGAGAAGACCAAGGCUGUCGCCGGUGACAAGGAGGUCUGGAUCACUGAGACUGGUUGGCCCGUCAGCGGUGACUCCGAGGGUGAUGCUGUCGCCAACAUCGCCAAUGCUAAGAAGUUCUGGGACGAGGUCGGCUGCCCUCUCUUCGGUAACGUCAACACCUGGUGGUACAUCCUGCAGGAUGCUUCCCCCACCACCCCCAACCCCAGCUUCGGUAUCGUCGGCAGCGAGCUCUCCACCACUCCCCUGUUCGACCUGUCCUGCAAGAACUCCACCACCUCCUCCUCGUCCGCCGUUGUCUCUGCUGCUGCCUCUUCCGCCGCCGGUAGCAAGGCUGUCGGUUCCUCCUCCGGUGCUCAGGCCUCUGCUACCCCCAGCUUCACCGUUGGCCGCCCCGGCGUGAACGGCACUGUCUUCGGUAACGGCACCUACCCCCUCCGCCCCAGCGGUUCCGCCUCUGCUCGUCCCUCUGCCGGUGCCAUCUCCAGCGGCUCUGGCUCCGGCUCCAGCGGUUCGGGCAGCUCUGGUAGCACCGGCACCUCGGCCACCUCCGGCCAGUCCUCCACCUCCGGCUCUGCGGCCGCUGGCUCUUCCUCCCCUGCUGCCUUCAGCGGUGCCAGCACCCUCUCCGGCUCCGUCUUCGGUGCCGUUGUGGCCGUCUUCAUGACCCUGGCUGCUUUGUAA